AUGUCAACCAUGCCAAGCUCAGGCCCAAUCCAGCAUGUUCCUGCAGCUAAUUAUCAUGCUGUGGUCAAACCUUGGCCAUUUAGAGGUUGGGCCAUUGACGUAAUUGGAAAAAUUUAUCCGCCCUCUUCAGGAAAUCAUACUUACAUCUUGGUAACCACAGACUAUUUUACUAAGUGGGUAGAAGCAGUGCCAUUAAAGUCUGUGGAUCAACAAGAAGUAAUCAAGAUAGGGGUACAAUAUUUAUGGGAGAAAGGGAAUGGCCAAGCCGAGUCCACUAAUAGGACUUUGGUCAAUAUUAUAGAGAAAAUGGUGGAAAAUAAUCCAAGGGCUUGGCACGAGUUACUCUCUGAGGCCUUGUGGGCCUACAGAACUUCAAAGAAGGAAGCUACCAAUAUAACCCCUUAUAUGUUGGUAUAUGGACAUGAUCCAGUCCUACCAAUGGAAGUGGCGGUGAAAUCAGCAAGGAUAGCAUAUCAACAUGGCCUCACUCCUGCAGAUUAUACUCAGGCUAUGUUGGUAGAACUCGAAUAA
Messenger RNA from Rhododendron vialii, 531 nucleotides. RefSeq lists its product as uncharacterized. The record is from RefSeq and is a predicted model, not a curated record. The transcript is spliced from 2 exons. Lineage: Eukaryota; Viridiplantae; Streptophyta; Magnoliopsida; Ericales; Ericaceae. Bases 1 to 531 code for a protein of 176 amino acids. Gene Ontology annotation, molecular function: nucleic acid binding.